Girardinichthys multiradiatus is the source of this 2152-nucleotide messenger RNA. RefSeq lists its product as uncharacterized. Lineage: Eukaryota; Metazoa; Chordata; Actinopteri; Cyprinodontiformes; Goodeidae. The transcript has 8 exons. Gene Ontology annotation, molecular function: protein dimerization activity. The record is from RefSeq and is a predicted model, not a curated record. The coding region runs from base 56 to 2035 and encodes 659 amino acids.
UGUCGCGAUAUUAGUGCCGACGGCGGGAACAAACCUGGAACAACAAAGGAGAGAAAUGGAUAGAUGUGACGAAAGGGAAGGCAUUCCUGCCAGAAAAAGAAAGACAUCGUGCAAAUAUCUUGAAAAAUGGGACAGCGAAUUUUCUUUUCUAAAGAAGAGCAGGAUGGGGCACAGUCACGCGUUCUGUAAGAUUUGUAACUGCGAUUUUAGUGUCUCCCACGGGGGAAGGAACGACAUCAGUCAGCAUGAAAAAUCGACCAAGCACAAGCGCUGGCUAGAGGCACAGAAACAUGCCCAGGCGAUGUCAACAUUUGUGACUAGAAAUACCACCGAGGCAGACCAGGUCAUAAAUGCGGAGGUUAAAAUGGCAAUGCUGUGUGCCAAAAACAAUGUUGCUUUCAACUUCUGUGAUGACUUCAACAAGUGUGUAGCUGAAAUGUUCCCGGUCUCUGCUAUCGCACGGAAAUUCUCGGCGGGAAAAACCAAGGCUACCCAACUCAUCAAAGGUGCCAUAGCAACAGAGCUAGAUGACGAGUUGGCCAAAACAUGCCGAUCUCAGCCAUUUUCUGUGAUGUGCGACGAAUCGAACAACAGAAAAGGAAAUAAAGAAUUUGUCAUCCUAACUAGACUCUACGAUGAGGCCACUCUGCAGGUCGUUACAAGAUUCAUGGAGAUGCCUGUAUGCAACGUGGGAAAUGCAGAAAAUCUGUAUGAAAAACUGAGUGAAGCACUAAGAAAAAGGGGCAUCCCAUGGGAGAACCUGAUAGCCUUUAACUCUGAUAAUGCGAGCGUCAUGAAAGGCAGACACAACUCUGUUAUCAGCAGACUGAAACAGAGCCAGCCCCACGUCCAGGACCUCGGCUGCAUCUGCCACCUGGCACAGCUGGCCACUGGCUGUGGCAUCAGAGCAGCCCAGGUACCGGUGGAAGACAUCCUGGUGGGGAUAUACACCCACUUUGAUAAAAGUGCAAAAAGAUGUGAACUCUACAAAGGGUUUGUAGAUUUCACUGAUUCAGACCACCUGAAGCUCUUCAGGUACUGCAGCACCAGAUGGCUGAGUCUGCUAACCUGUAUCCAGAGAGUGUUGAACCAGUGGAAUGCACUACAGGCCUACUUUAACAGUCAUGAGGAGGUGGAGAGGAGUGCCAAAGUGCGCGAUCUAGCAAGCCAUCUGCGUGAUCCAAUCGUGAAGGCUUGCUUCAUGUUCCUGAGUGCUGCCCUUAAGCCUUUAUAUGAAUUUAAUAUUGUCUUCCAGUCAGAGGCCGUGCAGAUUCACAGACUUGAAGAGGAGAUGUGCAGGCUGAUCAAGAGGAUCCUGGGGUUCCUCAUACCAGCCAGGGCCAUCAUGGGUGUACCUCUCAAGGAGGUGGAGUAUGGAGAAGGACAUCAGUUGGCUGAUGAAGAGCUCUUUAUGGGAGCAGAAACAAAGGCAUUCAUGGCAAGGAAAGAGCUCCCUGUGUCAGCGGAGAAGAAAAUCUUUCAAUCUGUGAGAAGAUUCUAUGAAGCAGUGCUUCAGAAAAUGUUCUCCUCCUUUCCUCUUGACCAUCCACUCCUGAAGGACAUGAAAGUGCUGGACCCUGCUGCUCGCCUUGACAUUACUCCAGGGACAGUGGCAAGGCUAGGGGCCCUUUUCCCUCAGUUGAGCUUGAGUGAGGAUAGGCUGAGAGAGGAACUCAUUGACUACCAGGUGACAGAUAGCAAGCAUCUCCCACAAGAAGACAAAACUGACAGAUUCUGGGGACUGGUAGGGAAAGAUGUGAGGUUCAGUGAGCUGCCAAGAUUAAUGAAGGCUUUACUAUGCAUUCCCCACAGCAAUGCCCGUUCUGAAAGAGUGUUCAGUAUGGUAAGAAAGAUUGUUUCAGAGAAUAGGAGGUCAUUAGACAACAGCACGGUUUGUGCUUUACUGUCAUGUAAAAUCAACCACUCUGGCCCAGGCCACAAAUACACUCCAUCCAAACGAGUCUUAAAGGAUGCAAAGGCUGCAACAAAUCUGUAUAAUAAGUCUUUAGUGAAUGCCAGAGAGCCACCUGAGUGAACAUGAGAAAUUUAAAUAAAAUGUGUAAUGAAGACAAAAUGUAAAUGUUUAACCUAAAGACAAGCAAUGUAUAUAUAAACUGAAAAUGUGUUAAAUAAAUAAAUGUGCUUGAACCCC